AUAUAUAAACUCUUUAUGCGACAACCCUGUAAGGCAUCAAAGUUUCUCUCUCUUCUCUCUCUCUCUCUCUCCAAUCUGUUUUCUCAUUCAUCCUAAAGCGGAGUGAAUAUGCAGAGGGUCUUGGCAGCGAAGUCUGCAAUUUUUACAAGACAUAGAUGGUUUUCUUCUUUUUCCAACUCUCUACUCUUCGAUGAUACUCAAAUACAGUUUAAAGAAAGUGUUGCUCAAUUUGCCCAAGACAAUAUUGCCCCCCAUGCGUCAAAAAUAGACCAAACAAAUACUUUUCCAAAGGAGGUCAACUUAUGGAAACUCAUGGGAGAUUUUAAUCUUCAUGGAAUUACUGCACCAGAGGAAUAUGGAGGGCUUGGUCUUGGUUACUUGUAUCACUGUAUGGCUCUAGAAGAAAUCAGCCGUGCUUCAGGGUCUGUUGGCCUCUCUUAUGGUGCCCAUUCUAACCUGUGCAUUAACCAACUGGUGAGGAAUGGAAGUCCUACUCAGAAGCAGAAGUAUUUGCCAAAGCUUAUCAGUGGGGAGCAUAUAGGAGCUCUAGCAAUGAGUGAACCCAAUGCUGGUUCUGAUGUUGUUAGCAUGAAGUGCAAGGCUGAUCGUGUAGAUGGGGGUUAUAUUCUAAAUGGGAACAAGAUGUGGUGCACUAAUGGUCCAGUUGCUCAAACAUUGGUUGUUUAUGCAAAAACAGACGUAUCCGCAGGAUCAAAAGGAAUUACAGCAUUCAUCAUUGAGAAGGGAAUGCCUGGAUUCAGCACUGCCCAGAAACUGGACAAGCUUGGCAUGCGAGGAAGUGAUACAUGUGAACUUGUCUUCGAGAAUUGCUUUGUUCCAGAAGAAAAUGUUCUUGGAGAGAAUGGAAAAGGAGUCUACGUCAUGAUGUCAGGAUUAGAUUUGGAAAGACUUGUUUUAGCAGCUGGUCCUCUGGGAAUCAUGCAGGCAUGUUUUGAUGUUGUCCUACCAUAUGUUCGACAGCGAGAGCAAUUUGGUCGCCCGAUUGGGGAAUUUCAGUUUAUACAGGGAAAAGUUGCUGACAUGUAUACUUCUUUACAAUCCUCAAGAUCCUAUGUAUAUUCUGUUGCAAGGGACUGUGACAAUGGAAAAGUUCAACCUAAGGACUGUGCUGGAGUAAUACUAUGUGCAGCUGAAAGAGCCACACAAGUUGCUUUGCAGGCUAUACAAUGUCUUGGUGGUAAUGGUUAUGUGAAUGAGUACCCAACUGGUCGUCUUCUACGUGAUGCUAAACUUUAUGAGAUUGGGGCAGGGACGAGUGAGAUAAGGAGGAUGAUAAUUGGUCGUGAGCUCUUCAAGGAGUAGCGAGAUGAACGGACUAAAACAAAUCGAUUGCUGUUUUAUGAAAUAACCUCCAAAUACAAAACCCAACACCACACCAAGAAUAAUAUAGGAAGAUUUAAUGCUUGACAUGGAGGAAGCACAAGGGCUUAUAGCUUUUGCAUGUGAAUUUGUACAAUACAUUUAUGGAUAUCAAACACUCGUAGAAUUAAGCAAGUAUUGCUGUAAUUUCCUCUGAUAAUAAUAAUUGUUAGAGGAAGAAGCAUCAGCUGAGAAGAUCAUAAUCCCGUUGAUUUGAAACCCA
Messenger RNA from Ziziphus jujuba (common jujube), 1603 nucleotides. Its product is annotated as isovaleryl-CoA dehydrogenase, mitochondrial. Gene Ontology annotation, cellular component: mitochondrion. The record is from RefSeq and is a predicted model, not a curated record. The coding region runs from base 109 to 1323 and encodes 404 amino acids. NCBI's taxonomy places the organism in Eukaryota, Viridiplantae, Streptophyta, Magnoliopsida, Rosales, Rhamnaceae. Gene Ontology annotation, molecular function: 3-methylbutanoyl-CoA dehydrogenase activity; flavin adenine dinucleotide binding. Gene Ontology annotation, biological process: L-leucine catabolic process. The transcript is spliced from 15 exons.